Messenger RNA from Culex quinquefasciatus (southern house mosquito), 434 nucleotides. RefSeq lists its product as uncharacterized. Lineage: Eukaryota; Metazoa; Arthropoda; Insecta; Diptera; Culicidae. The transcript has 2 exons. The record is from RefSeq and is a predicted model, not a curated record. Bases 144 to 398 code for a protein of 84 amino acids.
UUUGUUUUGAUUCUUCAAUAACUCGUGCUUCGUUUGCGCAAACUGAGUCAAAUAUUGCAUCAAAAUAGUGUAGUUUUACUUGAAUUUUAAAAUAUAUUUUUGUGAUGACUAACUAGCUCAAGAAGACAACAGUUAAUCUUAAAAUGCCCGAAUCCGUGGUCGCCAGCCGGCACAAGGACUGCCUACCCUGCCGGAUUGUCAGUGGAACCGGCGUGCUCGGCAUGGGCGCCUACGUUUGGCUGCAGGCCAAGAAGCGACCCCAAGCAGUGGGGCGGUACGCCAUGUUUAGCGUGGCAGCGGUGGAAUAUUUUGUUCCUCUUUUAGUGGCCGCUGGCGUGGGCGUUACGCGGUUAUUGGACGUCUAUCCGUUUGGCAAAUUGAGUGGAAAAGAACAAUAAAAAUAGUUUUUGGUUGUUGCUAGUUUUAAUGAAUAA